Molecule: messenger RNA, 1870 nt
Organism: Mesoplodon densirostris (Blainville's beaked whale)
Lineage: Eukaryota; Metazoa; Chordata; Mammalia; Artiodactyla; Ziphiidae
Gene: ENPP7
Product: ectonucleotide pyrophosphatase/phosphodiesterase 7
Exons: 6
Coding region: 1-1374 (457 amino acids)
Source: RefSeq, a predicted model, not a curated record
AUGGGAGGCCCGGCUGUCCUCCUCGCCGUGGCUCUGGCCACCCUCCUGGUUCCAGCGUCAGGGGCACCCAUCCACAGGCAGGGGUCCCGGAACAAGCUGCUCCUGGUGUCCUUCGAUGGUUUCCGCUGGAACUAUGACCGGGACGUGCACACCCCCAACCUGGACGCCAUGGCGCUCGAUGGGGUGAAGGCUCGCUACAUGACUCCGGCCUUUGUCACCAUGACCAGCCCCUGCCACUUCACCUUGGUCACUGGCAAAUACAUCGAGAACCACGGGGUGGUUCACAACAUGUUCUACAACACGAGCAGCAAGGUGAAGCUGCCCUACCACACCACACUGGGCAUCCAGAGGUGGUGGGACAACGGCAGCCUGCCCAUCUGGAUCACGGCCCAAAGGCAGGGCCUAAAGACAGGCUCCUUCUUCUACCCGGGCGGGAAUGUCACCUACCAAGGCGAGGCCGUGACGCUGAGCCGGAAGGAAGGCGCCCUGCACAACUACAAGGACGAGGUGGAAUGGAGGGCCAACAUCGACACUGUGAUGAAGUGGUUCACAGACGAGGGCCUGGACCUGGUCACCCUCUACUUUGGGGAGCCAGACUCCACAGGCCACAAGUAUGGCCCCGAGUCCCAGGAGAGGAAGAAGAUGGUCAUGCAGGUGGACAGGACCGUGGGCUACCUCCGGGACAGCAUCAGGAAAAGCAGCCUGGAAAGCAGCCUCAACCUGAUCAUCGUGUCUGACCAUGGCAUGGGCACUGUCAACAAGAAAGCCAGCGACCUGGUGGAGAUCCACAAGAUCGCCAACUUCACCUUCAAGGACAUUGAGUUCGAGCUCCUAGACUACGGACCAAACGGGAUGCUGCUCCCCAAGGAAGGAAAGCUGGAGAAGGUAUAUGAGGUCCUCAAGGACGCCCACCCCAGACUCCACGUCUACAAGAAGGAGCUCUUCCCCAAGUCCUUCCACUACGCCAGCCACCCCAGGAUCACCCCCCUGCUUAUGUACAGUGACCUCGGCUAUGUCAUCCAUGGGAGACUGAACGUGCAGUUCAACAACGGGGAGCACGGCUUCGACAACAACGUCAUGGACAUGAAGACCAUCUUCCGGGCCGUGGGCCCCAGCUUCAAGAGGGGCCUGGAGGUGGAGCCCUUUGAGAGCGUCCAUGUGUACGAGCUCAUGUGCAGACUGCUGGGCAUCACGCCCGAGGUCAAUGAUGGGCUCCUCAGCACCCUGCUGCCCACGCUCCAGGAGGCCGGUGGUGGGGUCCUCAGCACCCAGCUGCCCACGACCCCCUCAGGGUCUGCCCUCCUGCCAAGAAGCUGGCCCCUCUUGGUGACAGGACUGCUGGUGGCUACAGUUCUCCUGGUCAAGGUCGCAUAAUACCCACUGCUCAAGGUCCAUCUCUUCCAGGAAGCCUCCAGAAGCUGGCCACAGGGCCUGAGCCUGCUCCUGCUGCGAUGGUCUACUGGACAUGGAUGGGCCUGUCUCCUCAGUAGACCUGCGACCGUGCCUCCCUGUCCCAACAGCCCCAGCCCAUGCUUGGCCAUGAUGGUGCCGGCACUACGACCUGCCCAGGUUAGACCUCCAGAGGCACAGGUCCACUCACCGGUCCAUGGCUCCCAGACUCGCAGGAUGCCCCCACUCCUUCCCUCCCCCUCCCUCUCCUUCUCAUCCCCCUCUUCUGCCUCCCCACUUCCUCUCACCACAGAACUGUCCCAUGGGGGUGCCACCAUCUGUGGCCACGGGGGCGGGGGUGUGUCGGGAGCCCUCUCGGGAAGGCAUCACAGGCCUGGUGGCGGUCGAGCUAUAGGACCAAACCCUCAGAUGCUCGGACCUCAACCUCCACCUCCGAUGGGCGGCGAAGAGGCUCUGCCUG